This is a messenger RNA of Adineta steineri, 1268 nucleotides long. The record is from the annotation of a GenBank genome assembly. NCBI's taxonomy places the organism in Eukaryota, Metazoa, Rotifera, Eurotatoria, Adinetida, Adinetidae.
AUGUAUUUAGGAGAUUGGAGAAUUAGUGCCGAGGAUCGGACAAAGUACGAUUCGUACUUUCAACAAUGUAAUCCAAUACAAGGUUAUAUUACAGGUGAUGAAGCAAGAAAAUUUUUUGUUCAAUCAGGUUUAUCGGGGGAAAUUCUACGAAAAAUAUGGGAUCUUUCGGACUUGACAGUUGAUGGUCGUCUAGAUAAACGAGAAUUUUUCAUUGCUUGUCAUCUAAUAUUUUCUCAAGUUAAAAAACAUGUACCACUUCCAUUAACACUUCCACCAACUCUUCUCUCUGAUACAAUUACAUUAACAACGAAUGGUAUCUUACCAUCUAUGCCAAUCUUACCAUUAUCAAUAACCCGACCGUCUAUCAAUGUUUGGAGUGCUCCCAGUCAACCGCUAGUUUCAGGUCAACUUUUAAAAACAGCAGUUAUCCCAUCUACAUCAUUAACACCAACGAUUCGAUCAAAAUAUCUCCAACAAUUUCAUUCAUUAGUUGAUGUAACAAAAACAAAUGGAUUUAUGAGUGGUUUACAAGCAAAAAAUAUACUUCAACAAACAGGUUUAUCACAAACAUAUCUUCAUCAAAUAUGGAAUUUAGCUGAUCAUGAUAAAGAUGGUCGUUUAACUCCUGAUGAAUUUGUAAUAGCAAUGCAUUGUUGUGACAUUAUACGUGCUGGUCAAAAUUUACCUGCACGUAUACCAGAUGAAUGGUUUCAUGGAAAUACAAUGCAACGUGAACGAAGUGAUUCAUCAUUAAAAUCAAAUUUUAGUCAAGCAUUUGCUAGUAUUAAUCAAGAUCUUAAAGAUACAUUUAAAUUUGCAAAUCCAGUUGAAAAUCAACCACCUGAAAUGACUGAAGCUGAACGAAAAAAUAGUCUUGUAACUUAUGAAGAAAAACGUCAGAAAAAUUAUGAAGAUGGAUAUAGAGAAUUAGAACGACGUCGACAAGCAUUACGUGAUCAAGAAGAACGUGAACAUAGAGAACGUGAAGAUCGAGAACGUAAACGUGAAUUAGAUUUACAAAAACAAAAAGAUGAACAAGAACGUAAAAAACAAAUGGAUUUCGAAAGACAAUUAGAACGACAAAGACAAAUUGAACAACAAAAAGAAGAAGAAAGAAGAAAAUUAUUUGAACAACGAGAAACGGCAAGAAAAGAAAUGGAACGUAAAAGUCGUCUUGAAUGGGAGCGUCAACGUAUGCAGGAAUUAUCUACUCAAAAAUCUCGUUUACUUGAACAAAUAAAUGAUUUAAAAUCUCGUGAAAAAGCACU